This is a messenger RNA of Aureobasidium musti, 1119 nucleotides long. NCBI's taxonomy places the organism in Eukaryota, Fungi, Ascomycota, Dothideomycetes, Dothideales, Saccotheciaceae. The record is from the annotation of a GenBank genome assembly.
AUGCCUUGUACACUUCGCCCGGGCUUCCGUUCUUUGCCCAAAUCACGAAACUCUCUGUUUAGCCAGUCUCUGGCCAUCCGUCGACCAUUUUCACGCAGUCAACACACAGCAACCAAUAUCCACAAUGCUCCGGUCAAAGCGAAACGCAGCUCUUUUCGAAGCAUUGCAGCAUCUCUCUUCUUCUUUGGCACCGGCUGGGCUCUGAACGAUUAUUACAAGUUUAUCUCCUUCGCAUCGCCUCAAGUCCUCAACGACUUGACUUUCACGCCCUUCGCUCUCAAGAACAAAGAGACCGUUUCCUCCACGAGCGCCAUCUUCACCCUAUCGCAAUCGCAUAUUUCCCCGGGCACGUUUGACAACUGGUCGAAGAAGGGAGUCUGGAGCAUUGAGAUCAAGCAACCUCAACUCCAGAUUGCAAGAGCAUAUACUCCUCUGCCGCCGCUUGACGGCUCAGACCCUGAUGCUUUGCGUCUGUUGGUGCGCCGUGAGCAGAGAGGCGAGGUUUCGGGCUACAUACACAGACGCCCUCUUGGUGCUGAUAUUGAAGUCAGAGGACCUGCUGUUGAAUACGAGUUGCCAGAAAAUGUCGACCAAGUAGUCUUCUUGGCUGGAGGUACUGGUGUUGCACCUGCUAUCCAAAUAGCACACGCUUUGGGGGAUAAGGCUCGCAUUGCUGUGCUGUGGGCAAGCAGAUCAAGGGAAGAUUGUCUCGGAGGACAGAGCGACGACCCAGUCACGCCUGGUUGGUACGCGAACUUUGCCAGACUCUUCGCCAGCUCUCAACAUCACAAUGUAGCGCUCAGCGACGAGAAGAGCCUGAUUGUAAAGCAAUUGGAUGCGCUCAAACAGACCAACAAGGCAUUUUCUGUCGACUAUUUUGUCGAUGAAGAAAGCACUNUUAUCAACCCUCAACAUGUGCGCAAAGCUAUUGCGCCAGCCUCGAAUCAAGCUACAACUCCUGGUCAAGGCAAANAGAUUAUUCUUGUGUCAGGCCCAGAAGGCUUCAUCAAUUACUGGGCUGGUCCCAAGCAAUGGUUGAAUGGUCGGGAAGUACAAGGCCCACUGAGCGGUGUACUCGCACACAUGGACCUCGAAGGCUGGCAAGUCGUCAAGCUAUGA